This is a messenger RNA of Darwinula stevensoni, 1977 nucleotides long. NCBI's taxonomy places the organism in Eukaryota, Metazoa, Arthropoda, Ostracoda, Podocopida, Darwinulidae. The record is from the annotation of a GenBank genome assembly.
AUGGGACUUCAAAGAACUCGGGAAGACCGACUCGCGGUCGUCCUUGCGUUCCUGCUCUUAUCGCGACACGUCGCCUCCCUGGACUUGAUCCGAUUUCUCAGACGGCCUCGAGGGCAGGGAUACGUGAAUGUGACUUCAGAAUCUCAGGAGAUAUCCCUCGGGGUUUGCGCCAUUAAUUGCGUGAAGCAGGAACCGUUUCCCUGCUACGCCUUCAGCUAUCAGGAAACCGAUCUCUCGUGCCAGUUGAUUGCUAACAGAAGUAGCAAGCUCGUGCAGAAGGAUGGAUACUGGUCCUACGCGCAGCGGUUGUGUGCGGAUAAGUAUCCUCGGAUCGAAAACGCGAAGGUGUCCUUCGAGGGCUGGAACGGAGACCACCCAGCGCCAGAGGGGGGGAUCGUCAAGUUCCUCUGCGAACAUCCUAAAGGGUUCUCGGAUGGAGCUGUUCUUCACACUGCUGAGUGCGUCCACCGGACCCCAAAUUCUUGGAACAUCUCUUUCCCGAAAAGUGUAGGAUGUGAGAAAGUGCAUAUAUAUCCAGAAUGUCGUCUGACUGAAAAGGGCAUGGAAUACGUUGGAAAAGUGAGUGUGACGGAAUGGGGACGGAAAUGUCUCAACUGGAGGGACUAUCCCGGUGGAACAGCGGAAGAAUACCCGUUCGGCCCACAUCUUGACUUCUCGACUUCUGACCCCUCUGGAACGCAGAUCAUCAACCUAGGACAGGAGGCCUGGUUCGUCAAUCGGGACUCCUGGUCUCACCACAACUACUGCCGGAAUCGAUGGUCGCUGGAAAGACCAUGGUGUUUCGUUUCCGGCACUAGCAUCGAAACGGAAUACUGCGACAUCCCAAUGUGCACUUAUGCAGAUGACGUCGAUGAGCAUCACAACUUCUGCCGAAAUCCGAGUACGAAUAAGACCGGCACCCCAUUCUUCAUGAACGUGAACAUUGCUCCCUGGUGCCUCUACAUAGGGGAAGGGGGCUUUAUAUCAUGGGAAUUUUGCGACAUCCCAUUCUGCAAAGGACAAGAUAAAGAAAAAAGAGUCGGAACGGGCGUUUAUCCAGAAUGUCGACUAUCUGAAAAAGGGAGAGAAUAUGUCGGGAGCCAAAACGAGACCAAAACAGGAAUGGCUUGCCUACCGUGGGAUUCAAAUCCAUACGGCGUUCCUUGGGAUUUCUUCCCAAGACAGAAAUAUCCUUCCGUCACGAUGUUCUUGAAUUCCAUGACUUCCAAGCCAGAGCUUGAAGUCGGUCACAAUCACUGCCGAAACCCCGGUCUGUACCGGGAGCAACCAUGGUGCUUCGUCGCCGAAAUGCGCAGCAAGUGGGAGUACUGCGACAUCCCUCUCUGCCAAGACCUCAACCCGCCAGAAUGCAAGCUGACCGGGCGCGGAAUGGAGUACGUGGGGAAGCUGAACGUUGGGAUAGAUGGACUUCCAUGUCUGCCUUGGCUCCUGUUCCUGAGAGAUGAUCAAAAGAUCUAUCUUUACGAUGAAGUGGAUGGAGGGCACGCGUUCUGUCGCAACUAUUUCUCCUUCCCAUUUGGUCCGGCAUGUUUUGCCACGCUUGAAGGGGAUCUGAGUCCGUGCGACGUUCCAUUCUGUCCCACCGUCGACGGCGGAAAUUGCGACAUUCGGGUUGGAGGAGAUUGUGUCCCCCUAAUAGAAUGCAAGACAGACGAGUUGGGGCUGUCAUACAUGGGCACGAAAAAUGUGACCAGAAACGGACACAACUGCUUACCAUGGCUGUCUGGACUGUCGCAAUUGGUUGAGCACGUACAAGCCAACUAUUCGGAAGACAUUCGCGGUGGCAUUAAGCUUUCCGAUUUUUUCAACGAGAUCCUCACGUUGGACGACUUGUACCCAACUCACAACUUCUGUCGGAACUGGAACAACGACGAGGGAGGUCCGUGGUGUUACAGGAACGAUGAGAUGGGACUGGAUUAUUGCGACAUCCCGAUCUGUUCCUCAAACGACCCAUGA